Messenger RNA from Phytophthora infestans T30-4, 1359 nucleotides. RefSeq lists its product as uncharacterized. The transcript has a single exon. Lineage: Eukaryota; Oomycota; Peronosporomycetes; Peronosporales; Peronosporaceae. Gene Ontology annotation, biological process: ribosomal large subunit biogenesis. Bases 49 to 1359 code for a protein of 436 amino acids. Gene Ontology annotation, cellular component: preribosome, large subunit precursor. The record is from RefSeq and is a predicted model, not a curated record. Gene Ontology annotation, molecular function: zinc ion binding; nucleic acid binding.
AGGCCCUAAGACUUUUCUUGCUCGCGGUGUCCACUUAUCACUAGAGCCAUGUUUACGUGCACCGCUUGUCGCUUGGAGUUCGCGUCGCCUGCGGAGCAGAAGGACCACUUCCGCAUGGACUGGCACCGCUACAACCUGAAGCGUAAAGUGGUGGAGCUGCCGCCUGUGUCCGAGGAGCAGUUUGAGUUCCGUAUGCGCAAGGUUCGCGAGGAAAAGGAAGCACAAGCUGCCAACGACCCGAAACAGAAGCAGCACGAUCGUAAGGAACAAAUCAAGAAGGCAGGCGUCAAGACGCUGCUCAAAUGUGUGCCUUGCAACAAGACCUUCACCACCACGAACGCUCACGAGAACCACUUGGCGUCUAAGAAGCAUUUGGCUAACGCAAAGAAGAACCCAGGGGUCGCCUCAACGGUGGAGACUGUUGAGAAGCAGAUGGAAGUCGUCUCGUUAGAUGAUGGCCCUGAUGAGGAUUCACAACCCAGCGAUCCCAAGGAGAUGACGGAGGAGGAGCUGGUUAAGGAGAUCGAGGAGUACAAGAAGCAGGUGCCGCUUGAAAAGGAAGACUGCAUCUUCUGUUCGCACCAUGCAGCGGACUUUGACGCGUGCUUGGCACACAUGCUGAAGGAACACGGCUUCUUCAUCCCUGAUGUAGAGUUCUUGGUGGAUCUCGAGGGGUUGAUCAGCUAUUUGGCAGAGAAGGUCAAGGUGGGCUUCUACUGUUUGUACUGCAACGGUAAGGGCAAGUCCUUCCGUUCGCAUCAAGAUGUACAGAAGCACAUGACGUCGCUUUCUCAUUGCAAGCUGCGUUAUGAGGACGAAGACCUGGACGAGUCGGUCGAGUUCUAUGACUUCUCAACGCAGUUCAAGAAGAACAGGACUGUUGCUGAGGAGGACGUCCAGUGGGAGACAGAUAGCGAGGCUAGUGUCGACAGUGAUGAGGAAGUCAUUGAGGAGGAAGAACUCAGCGACGACGAGGACCACGAGAACACUAUCGGUGUGUCCGAGACGGGCGAGUUGGUGCUAGCCAGUGGCCGCCGUCUCGGUCGCCGUGAGUUCCGCCGCUACUACAAGCAGAGGUUCCGUCCGGACGAGACACGUGCGUCCGUGCUUGCUGCUCACAAGGAGAACUUGUUGCUGGCAUACCAAACAGCGGGCGUCGACCCUCGCGCUGGCAGCACAGCGCUGUCGACAGCGUUUGUGGCCAACUUCCUCAAGAAGCGUAACAACAUCGCUGGCGGCAUGUCCAUCGUCGAGGCCAAGCGCAAAAACUUUUGGCACGAGAAGAACCGCUCUCGUCUGGACAAUCGUAGCCACAAACUGCAGAAGAACCCGAACCGUAGGAUCAUGGUGACGGUCUAA